GCUUUCUCAGAGAAUCCUCAAGCAGAAGAUGCCAACAGCGCAGGCGGCUUUGGAGCUUUGCUACGCGCUGCACUCCUUUUCAAGGGUGGCAAAGCUGCUGCCAUCAGUGGAGGCGGUGCCAGCGCUCUACGAGAAGGCGAUCGCGCAGAGCGCCUGGGCUGCUAUGACACAGUCGUGCUGGAGGGCGCACGUGGAGCGGAGGGUCUUGGGCAGUCUUAAAAGGGCGCGGCUUCUUCGCCGGGCGGCAAUUUGCAUUCAACGCUGCUGGCGGUGGAACCUACUCAAACGUCGCAUUGAACUCCUGGCAGGUGCCGUGCAAGUGGCUCACUCUAUUCAAUGCUCCACGCUGUACAUCGAGGAGCGGCUUCUCCACAGUCUGAACACCAUCGCAGCCAUUGACCGCUAUCCGCGACUUCCGGAGAGUCAGAUUUGGCCGUGGGAUAUGCCGAGGCCCCGGUUCUGCUGUCUCCAAGCCCCAGCAGCAGCCAACGUCGGAGCCAGGCUCUGUAUUGCUUGCGCGCGUAUGGAAGGGAAGGCUUGCCCAGGUGGUUCACUCAAGAGGUGCAGCUCGAGCAAGUGCAGCCAGAAGAGGUCUCUCUCCGGGCGUUGCGUGGGCUGCAGGGGCUGCUCCUGGAGGGCUUGGGUCCAGAGGCCUUCAGCACCUUUGAGGACAAGUCCAUCGAGGUGGCAUCGCCCUUUCUUCAAAACCUGGCACGAACAAGUGCGAGCGGUAUAG
Messenger RNA from Effrenium voratum, 736 nucleotides. NCBI's taxonomy places the organism in Eukaryota, Dinophyceae, Suessiales, Symbiodiniaceae. The record is from the annotation of a GenBank genome assembly.